AGCCAAUCAGCCGUCUUCAGUCUUUUUAUUCCCCUUUACAUUAAUUUCAUCAUCCCCUACUUCCAUUCCACUGCAUUCUUCUUGUUUGCAGUUCAGUACUGGUUUCUUCAUGAAUGACAUAAAUAGGCUUGUUGGGGUGAUGCCUGUGCUUCCUUAUUAAUCUCCCAUAUACAGAGCAGAUUUCCAGGACGCAGUUGAUAACGUUACUCGUGAAUUGGGAUCAUGGGAAGCCAUGGAAGGCUUUGGUUUCUUAGUAUGAUUGUUCUUACCGUGUUUAUUAAUGAUCUUGUUCUUUCAGAGGCUAAGAAUGAGAAGAAGCUGCAGCUUCCAUCUGCUGUUGUUGUGGGCACUGUCUACUGUGACGCUUGCUUCCAGGAGGGUUUCUCCAACACCAGUCACUUCAUUUCAGGGGCCCUGGUUGCAGUAGAGUGUGGAGGCACGAGUUUCCGCCGGCAAGUCGAGACAAAUGAGAAAGGAGAUUUCAGAGUUCAUCUGCCUUUCUCAGUAUCCAAACACGCCAAGAAAAUCAAGGGAUGCUCCGCGAAGUUGAUCAGCAGCAGCGAGCCCAAUUGCGCAGUGGCCUCGCCGGCAGCUUCGUCUUCAUCUUCACUCCAUCUCAAAGCCAGAAACAUUCAAGGAACUCACGUUUUCUCAGCUGGGCUUCUGGCAUUCAAGCCUCGGAAACGGCCGGAGCUAUGCAGCCAAAAACCAAAAGAUGAAUUCAGUGCCCAAAAAUCCUUGAAACCAACUCCAAAUGGAAUAAGCUUCCCGCCGCAGCUUCAAGAUCCUCCCGCUGGUCGAGGCCUCUUGCCUCCUCUACCGGAGCUUCCACCUCUGCCAGUUCAGCUCCCUCCUCUAACCCCUCUUCCAGCAAUUCCAGGAUUUCCUCCAGAAAGUUCUGGGCAGCCAAACACUGCAAGAAAAUCUGAAUUGCUGCCAAAUGGAAAGGUGGAGCAGCAAGAAUUAGUCCAGCCACUGCCACUAGUACCUUUGCUGCCAUUGCCACCCGUCUUCGGGGUUCCGCUUCCUCCAAACCCGUUCCAGCCGCCGUCAGUGCUGCCACCAGCAAUUCCAAAUCCCUUACAGCCAUCGCCGUCAAUCCUUCCUCCCAUUCCAAUACUUCAGCCGCCGCCAUCAAUAUUUCCUCCCAACCCAUUUCAGCCAUCGCCGCCAUCUUUCAAUCUGCCGCCGAUACCCAGCCUGUUUCCUUCUCCUCCGCCGCCGCCAGCCUUCCCCUUUCCUCUUCCUCCAAUAUUCCCCGGCAUUCCACCUGCAGCUCCUUCCUCCAAGAAAACCUCUAGCUCUCCUUGAUCUAAAACCACUUAAUUAUCUAGCCAUCUCUGUAAACUUCUCUAGCUAAGAAUAAGUACUGUGACAUGUAUUUUCUCUUUUUGAUCCUUCUGGUUAUGAUAAUAUGUAUUACUUAACUGCCCUAAUGAUCAUCAGAUCAGUAGAUUGCCUCUUUCUACGGUAUUUCAGCCAA
This is a messenger RNA of Diospyros lotus (date-plum), 1483 nucleotides long. Its product is annotated as pollen-specific leucine-rich repeat extensin-like protein 4. Bases 223 to 1311 code for a protein of 362 amino acids. The record is from RefSeq and is a predicted model, not a curated record. NCBI's taxonomy places the organism in Eukaryota, Viridiplantae, Streptophyta, Magnoliopsida, Ericales, Ebenaceae. The transcript is spliced from 2 exons.